GGGUGGUUGAGGAUCAUACAAAAUCGUCUUUGGAGAGAGAAUGUUGUGCAGUGAACAAAGAAAUAAAUUGUUUACGUGGUGUGUUUCCUCUGGAAGGAUUUAUUUUGGAUUAAAGUGCUAUAAGAUCAUUUAUUGUUACCAUUAUGUGGGUUUCUGAAGUAUUUCAAGAGUGUUUAUCUGAGUGCUCAGUGACUAAGAGUAGUCAGGAUCAAAUAGUGGGAUCUGUAUGAGGAAGGUGCUGAUAACAUGAAAAUUCAUGUUGUGGGUCAUAUUGAGUGAUGACCGGAGAAGUCAUUUGCAUAGAUUUGCUAUGUACUUUUGUAACAGAUGAUCGACAGUUGUUACCGAAUUUUUUCAUUAUUUGAAGGUUAUGUAUCAGGUACGAUCCCACUGAACACAGGGGAGUAGAGGUGAGCAAACUGAAGAUAGGGGAGUGGGGCGUGGACUUGUGUGUCAGUCAUAAACUGCCUUAAAUAAACCGGGUGAUGGGGAUAUCUUAGCUCUUUUAUCAGUUAAAAUGGAACCUGAGGCUUGUUAAGUCACAUGAUGAAAUUUUAACUCGGUUCAGUUUUGCUGGCCUCCUCAAAUCAAAUUUUUGUCUGUUGCUAAAUGACUUCAGAUCGUGUGCUUGUGACGGGUGCAUCCGGGUACUCGGCUGCUCAUGUGGUGAAGCUGCUGCAGGAGAAGGGUUACCAGGUGCGAGGGACAGUCCGCAGACUGCAGGAUGAAAGGAAGGUGGCUCACCUGUACAGCCUGUGCUCGGGUGCACGACACCCGCUGGAGCUCGUGGAGGCGGACCUCACUGUCGACGAUUCAUGGCUCCCGGCGGUCAAGGACAUGGAUUAUGUCAUUCACAUGGCCGGCCCCUUCCCGUCCGUGGAACCUGAGGACGAGGCCGAGGUUUUGAACCCUACCGUCCAGGGGACGCUGAGCGUGCUUCGCGCAUGCGCACAAGCUAGAACCGUGAAGCGCGUGGUUCUCACCAGUUCCGUCUUUGCCGUGAAUGAGUGCACGAAAUCAUCCGAUGUUGCUUUCACUGAGGAUCACUGGACGGAUGUCGCUAAAGCCGGAGUUGUUGCCAAAAGCAAAACUCUGGCAGAACAGGCUGCCUGGGACUUUGUCAGAAAAUUGCCAGAAGACAAAAAGUUUGAACUAGUGGUGAUCAAUCCUGCUCUUGUGCUGGGUCCUCCACUCCAUGGUUCACUUUGUACCGGCAUUGAGAUAUUGCAGCGCCUCAUGGAGCGACGAAUACCCAUGAUCGUUAAACUGUAUUUUGUGAUUGCUGACGUCAGAGAUGUGGCCCUUGCUCACGUGACAGCUCUGACGUCAUCGGAGGCGUGCGGUCGCCGUCACAUCUGCUGUAAUGGCGGGAUGUGGAUGUCAGAAAUGGCGCACCUGCUAAAGCUGGUUUUCGAAUCCCAAGGCUACAACAUACCCUCGAUGAUAAUGCCACGAUACCUGCUGCACGCUGCCAGUGUCUUUGACAGUGCCUUCGUCCGCUCUUGCCUCAAGUCGGGGUGUUUUACAAGUUUGAUAAUAAUCGGAUGGUGGAGGUUCUGAAAGUAGCUCCAAGAAAUGUCCGAGACACGGUGAUCGACAUGGCCUACGCCCUGGUGGAGUCGGGCUUCGUGAAGAAAACCAGCAAAUACAGAGGUCCCAGAGGGGCAAUGGAGAGGGAAGCUUACCUCAACGUCCCACUGUAGGCUGGUUUCUUUCAUAGACCUCACACAUCCACUGGAACUGAGAGUCGAAUACAGACAAAAUACUAUUUGUGGAAAAACGUUCAUGUACUCAAAGCCAUUUUUUCUUUCUCUUUAUUUUUUCAGUCUUUCUUUAAUUCUACGUCUGGUUUUUGUUCACUCCUUUAUCUUGACUAUCGGUUCCUUUUCUUCUGAUGGCUUUUCUGCACUGAGAAGGAAAUAUUACUUGGACGUUUUUGGUAAUGCAGGAGUGUGAAGGAGUAUCUUGCACAUUUUUUACCGUUGAAAUAAAUAUUUAUUGCCGCCUUGC
This is a messenger RNA of Pomacea canaliculata, 2010 nucleotides long. RefSeq names its product dihydroflavonol 4-reductase-like. The coding region runs from base 610 to 1560 and encodes 316 amino acids. The record is from RefSeq and is a predicted model, not a curated record. The transcript has 9 exons. Gene Ontology annotation, molecular function: oxidoreductase activity, acting on the CH-OH group of donors, NAD or NADP as acceptor. Lineage: Eukaryota; Metazoa; Mollusca; Gastropoda; Architaenioglossa; Ampullariidae.